AUGAGAGACCAUUCGAAAGGCUCACUGAGUCCUCCUAGAUAUGGCAGUACGGACCAAGUUGGAAAGGAUGCCAAGAUAGAAGAAGAUGGAUCAGCAUAUCGGACAAAUGACUCGCGCCGUCAAAUUGGCCCCAUUUCCGCCAUAUUUCUGAUCUUCAAUCGCAUGAUCGGAACCGGAAUCUUCUCAACUCCAAGUACCAUUCUUGCACUUUCUGGAUCUGUUGGCCUUACUCUUUUCAUUUGGGUUGCAGGUAUGGUGAUUGCGGCUGCCGGUCUUGCGACAUAUAUGGAAUUCGGUACUGGGCUUCCACGGAACGGUGGUGAAAAAAAUUAUCUUGAAUAUGUUUUUCGAAAGCCCAGAUUCCUCGUCACGAGUAUGUAUGCAAUGUAUGUCGUGCUACUCGGAUGGGCGGGUUCGAACUCUGUGGUAUUUGGUGAAUACAUCCUCAGUGCAGCAGAAGUCGAGGUAACUCGUUGGAAUCAGCGUGGUGUCGGAGUGGCUUGUAUCACUGCCGCUUUUCUGAUCCAUGGAUUCUCAGUAAAAUGGGGGUUGAGACUCCAGAACCUUUUAGGUGUCAUAAAGCUUCUGAUUCUUCUCUUGAUCAUCAUAUCGGGUUUCGUCGCGCUUGGCGGCCAUUUGAAAGUUGAAAAGCCGAACAAUUUCACAAAUGCAUUCGAAGGAACGACUGGUAGCGCUUAUGGAGUUGUCACAGCUCUGUAUAACGUUAUUUGGAGUUAUAUUGGCUACAGCAAUGCCAACUACGCGCUCUCCGAAACCAAAAAUCCAGUCAAGACCCUCAAAAUGGCUGCACCGACGGCUCUGGCUAUUGUUGGAGUACUUUACAUGCUUGCGAAUAUUGCAUAUUUUGCUGCCGUGCCAAAGGAAGAAAUCAUGACAUCGGGUCGUAUUCUGGCUGCUUCAUUUUUCAGGAACAUGUUUGGACCCCGUGCCGAGCGUGUGUUAUCCGUUUUUGUCGCCCUCUCAGCUUUUGGAAAUGUCCUCAGUGUCAUCUUUUCCCAAGGCAGAAUUGUACAGGAAAUCGCCCGAGAAGGCAUUUUGCCAUUCUCCAGGCUUUGGGCAAGUAACAAGCCUUUCAACACUCCAUUCAUGGGACUCUUCGAACAUUGGCUUGUCUCUGUAGUCAUUAUGCUGGCUCCACCACCAGGAGAUGCCUACAAUUUCAUCCUGAACGUAAUCUCAUAUCCACUUGCGGUGAUAAAUGUCUUCGUAUCACUAGCUUUGCUCAUCCUUUACGUUCGACCAUUCUCAGGGGAUCGCCAUCCACAACACUGGGCCCCACCUUUCCGUGCCACUUGGCCGGUGGUGCUGUUUUUCCUCCUCUCCAACGUCUACCUGGUCAUUGCACCAUUUGUCCCACCUAGUGCUGGCCAAAAUGUGUACAAGAGCUUGCCAUAUUACCUCCACUGUGUUGUCGGGAUUGCGUUCUUCGGCGCAGGAGCUAUCUAUUGGUUGAUCUGGGCUCACAUUUUACCCAGAAUUGGUGGAUACAGGCUCAUCCGCGAGCAUAUUGUAACAGAUGAUGGAUGGAGUGGAAGUGUUUUUAGAAGGGUAAAACGAGAAUAG
Molecule: messenger RNA, 1584 nt
Organism: Sclerotinia sclerotiorum 1980 UF-70
Lineage: Eukaryota; Fungi; Ascomycota; Leotiomycetes; Helotiales; Sclerotiniaceae
Exons: 6
Coding region: 1-1584 (527 amino acids)
Biological process (GO): amino acid transmembrane transport
Cellular component (GO): membrane
Molecular function (GO): L-amino acid transmembrane transporter activity
Source: RefSeq, a predicted model, not a curated record